Messenger RNA from Gavialis gangeticus (Gharial), 4131 nucleotides. RefSeq names its product cathepsin D (gene CTSD). Gene Ontology annotation, molecular function: aspartic-type endopeptidase activity. Gene Ontology annotation, biological process: proteolysis. Lineage: Eukaryota; Metazoa; Chordata; Crocodylia; Gavialidae. The record is from RefSeq and is a predicted model, not a curated record. Gene Ontology annotation, cellular component: lysosome. The transcript is spliced from 9 exons. Bases 53 to 1243 code for a protein of 396 amino acids.
CUGCUCAGUCAUUCCUGCAAGAGCAGGCAGCUCUGCUGCAGCACCUGCACCCAUGGCGCUCCGCAGCCUGGCCCUGCUCCUGACCCUGGCGCUGCCCUGCUCAGCGCUCAUCAGAAUCCCGCUAACCAAAUUCCCCUCAAUGCGGCAUGUCCUUAAUGAAGUGGGAAGUGAAAUACCAGAUCUGAAUGCUGUGAAGGAAUUCCUAAAGUACAAGCUGGAUGUCCCAGGUAUAGGGGAACCCACGCCAGAGAUCUUGAAGAACUACAUGGAUGCUCAGUACUAUGGUGAGAUUGGUAUUGGGACCCCACCCCAGAAGUUUACUGUGGUCUUUGAUACAGGAUCUUCCAACCUUUGGGUGCCCUCUAUCCACUGUCAUCUCCUGGACAUAGCCUGCUUGUUGCAUCACAAGUACGAUGCCUCCAAAUCCUCCACCUACGUGAAGAAUGGCACGGCUUUCGCCAUCCAUUAUGGCACUGGGAGCCUGUCUGGAUACCUCAGCCAGGAUUUUGUGACGCUUGGUGGUUUAAAAGUCAAGGACCAGAUCUUUGGUGAAGCAGUCAAGCAGCCUGGCAUAACGUUCAUCGCUGCCAAGUUUGAUGGCAUCCUGGGCAUGGCAUUCCCAAAGAUCUCAGUGCAAAAAGUCACACCCUUCUUUGACAAUGUCAUGAGCCAGCAGCUGAUAGAGAAGAACAUCUUUUCCUUCUACUUGAACAGGGACCCAACAGCUCAGCCUGGAGGGGAGCUGCUGCUGGGGGGCACUGACCCCAAGUAUUACAGUGGUGACUUCAACUGGGUGAAUGUCACUCGUUCAGCAUACUGGCAAAUCCACAUGAACCAGUUGAAUGUUGCCAAUGGGCCGACACUGUGCAAGGGAGGAUGCGAAGCUAUUGUGGAUACAGGAACUUCCCUCAUCACUGGGCCAACAGAGGAAGUGAAGGAACUGCAGAAGGCCAUUGGAGCUAAACCACUCAUUAAAGGACAGUAUGUGAUCCCUUGUGAGAAGGUGCCGACACUUCCUACCGUCUCUCUUGUGCUGGGAGGAAAGCCCCAUCAGCUCACCGGAGAGCAGUACGUCUUCAAAGUUACUGUACAAGGAGAAACCAUCUGCCUCAGUGGAUUUUCAGGCCUAGAUAUCCCACCUCCUGGAGGCCCACUCUGGAUCCUGGGAGAUGUCUUCAUUGGCCCCUACUACACGGUCUUUGACCGUGAUAAUGAAGCUGUUGGCUUUGCCAAGUGUAACUGAGUACCCACCGCAACUCCCCUUACCACACCCUCUCAAACAUUGGAGCUGUAGAGAGUGAUUACCAGCAAACGAGAAAAUGGAAAUAGAUUUAAAAUGAAAAGGAAAAAAAAAAUCAUUAGUGCCCUGCUAGCUAAUGUUUGCUCUCUGUUAAUAAGACCACUCUAGUUGAUGACUCAACAUAGAGUAAUCUCCUGCCCUGUUGUUAAGUCUUCCAGCAUUUUGUUUUUAACAUCAACUGUCAAUGCUGAACACUUCCCACUCUUGAUUCCAGGCACUAAUUGCACAAAUAAGAGACACAGCUUAUUAGAUCCACACAAUGAUUCCAUUCCUCCUGCUGAGAAACCAUGCUGAUAACAUAAUCUUGGCAUUCACUGUUCGGUUUUUACAUACUCAAACUUUCAGUUCUUUCUUGGGCUGAUUAUGGGGGGAGGAGCUGAGUUUGUCUCAACAGUUGAUCUAAAAUAGAUGAGGAAGAAAUUGGUAUGCUGGUUUUCAAUAAGCUUGUUCUAGUUUAACAUUCUUAAUGUGCUUUGUGGUGUGAGAGAUUUUACCGUGCUGCAAUGGAGGACAUGGUCAGCUUAUUAUGUGAGAGAUCCCUUAAAAUCCUUCUGUCAAGGUCUAGAAUAAAAAUGCUUUCAUCUUCUUUCCCAUGUCCAUGGUGGCACAUAAUAAGAACAUAAUUGUGAGUAUCCACCUCUGUUGGAGUAUCUCACAUGCCUAACUGGGCAGUGAUGAAAAUAGCAGCUCCAGAUUGCAGAAACCUUCAGGGAGUAGGACUAGGAAGGGGGGUUGUGGUAAAUUUUUGAUAGCGGUCACCAGGCUUGUAUCUACAAAGGCCUGUGUUCACCCUUGAGGUCAAGCAAACCAGUUUGGGUAAAUAGAGGACCCAAAUUGUUAAGUGUGGUUAAUUUUUCUGCCUCUUCUAAGUUUUCCCAAGUAUCAGGAUUUAUUUACUUAAUCCAGACCUGGAUCUGGGGGUAAUAUCUUUCUUUCCUUUUCUUCAUUUUCUUUUUUAAGCCUAGAUCCCAUUGAAAAUCAAAGGGAACAGAGGCACUUCUACCCCAUGUAGUUGCUCUUGAAAAUUAUAUUUGUAGUAUUUUUGGAUGGAUCAAAAUUAGAUUGAUUAGCAGUCGUAUAUAAGAGAGCUGAAAGGCCUCCAGAUCAGAGGCAUCGGGAAGCAUCUGAUGUUCCAUUUGCUUCUCUCAGACAGUCUCUGAACCUUUUGAAGCCAACUUAUCUCUGCUCUACACUCCUUACUCAGUACUGUAGCUGUCUUAUGAGAAACCUUGAAAAGUCCUGUAAAUGUAUGCCAGGCUUCUCGAAAAGAACGCAGAGCUGGGAACACACCUCAGAGCUUACAAUCUAAGGGCUUGGCUGUGCACGCAGACUCUCUCUUUACCCACACUGAGCAAGGGUCUGUACACGCAGAAGCUGUGUACACAGUUGGGCUGUAACUAAGAGAAGACCAACACAAAGCCACAGUCCUGAGCAGAAAGUGCACAUUGGGGUUGGUGGCAGGAAGUAGGGUAAAAAUGGAUUUUAAAUGAGGGCAUGUGGAAGAAUGCUCCAAGGCCUGGUGAGUGAAGGGAGAGACUCCAGUGGACAUCAUUAGGCUUGGAGUGAGGCCCCAAACAUAUUGCCAGCAAGAGCAAAGUCACAGAGCUGAAGGGUGGAACAUAGAGAUAAUGAAUCAAAUCCUUGACUUGCUGAGGAUGCAAAGCAAUGUAAAUAAUAAUUAUUAUGGUGCAGGGAUUGGGAGAGACCUAAUGGGUGAAAUCCUAGCUCCAGUGAAGUUGACAGCAUCGGAGCAGGAUUUCACCCAGGAAGUAGCAUAUAAGGUAGCAGGUUAAAGGCAUGGGUUUGGGUAGGUGGAAACCUGUCAAAGGAGAGUGGAUCCAUUGUCUUCCCAGGACUGAACCAACUUGGAGCUUGGUGUUCAGGGACAGAAAAAGGCAAGGACCCAGCUGAUAUCCAGUGCUAAGCUCCACCCUUUUCUGGCCCUUUAACCCUGCUCUGAGUUUGCUAACAGGGUUGGACUUGGGCUCUGAUGGGUUGUAUUUGACAUGUAGAAUCACUACUAUUCCUCACUCGCAGGGAGAGGCCUAGCCAAAGCAGCUGUGACUUCAAGUGUAAUCUAAAGCCCCAGGAAUAAUCCAUGUGCUGCUUCCAGAGCUUCCUCCUUCCUGCCUAUCCUUAACUGCAGCCCUGGAUUAGAAGCCUAAAGACAUCUGUUACAGCUGAAAGGCAAGAAGAGGUCACUUAAAAAAAACACAUCAAAUACAGAUAUUCGUGUGCUUCCCAGAGAGCCCUGUUUUCAAAUUGAUCAAGGGCCCAGAGCUUAUUAGUUCUGCUGAUUCCUAUUUCUGCUGGAGACUUUUAUCUGCUAUGGCAACUGAAACAAAGCAAUUUUUUUUGGUUGCAGGUUCCCAUUAAUUGGGCUUCAGGUGGGAAAAAUCUGGCAGAGAAUUAGCUGCUAGUUCAGAAUUUAUUCAGGAUUUAGCUUACCCCGUGGUAAGACGUAUGACUUAAAAUGUACACCCUCUAGUAACUCAGAGGUGAUAAGAUUGGGCCGUUGUCUAUCCUUAGACAUAGAAAACAUUGAAAUUGAGGGAAGACACUGCCCCAUGGUAAAGCUCUAAAAGACAUCUGUCUUUGGCCAGGCUGGGGGAGCAUUUUAUUUGACAUAAUGUAUUUGCAAUGCAAAGAUCGUGAAACUACUGCGUGAGCCUCUUCCUCCCCCUGCCCCUCUGCCUUUGUCUUGCCUGCUUUUUUCAAUGUGAACUCUAAAUGCUGUGUGACUUUAAUUUUGGGGCUAUCAAACUUGCUGUCAGAAUUAUUGUCUCGUGGAAAGUUGAAAUAAAAAUAUAUUAUUUCUUUUUUCUCCCUUA